Molecule: messenger RNA, 786 nt
Organism: Miscanthus lutarioriparius
Lineage: Eukaryota; Viridiplantae; Streptophyta; Magnoliopsida; Poales; Poaceae
Source: the annotation of a GenBank genome assembly
AUGAACAUCCUCGACUCCUUCACGCCUUGCUACCUCACCACUGGCCCCUUCUCACCGUCUGCCGUGAACUACAACGCCGGUGAUUGUAACGCUGCUGCUCCUUACCCCGCUGUUCACUACACCCCGCUGGUGGUGCUAUCAGCGAUCAUCUCCGCGAUGAUGCGGCUGAUCGACUACCAUGUCGUGCUCCACCCGUGGCAGGUCGACAAGGUGGACUUCUGCUUCUGCAUCAGCGCCUACCUGGGUGUCAUCUUUGGCAGCAUCAAGAUCGGGCUGGUUGUUGCCGUCUCCAUCUCUGCCCUCCGCGCCUUGUUGUUCAUCACGCGGCCCCGGACAACGGUGCUCAGCUUGGCAACCUCCCAACUCCAUGGUCUACCGGAGGAUGGACCAGUAUGCCGCCACGCAGACGGUGCCCGGCGUGCUCGUCCUGUGCAUAGAGACACCCAUCUACUUCGCCAACGCCAGCUACGUGCGAGAGAGGUAAGCAAUGCAGGCAGGAUCUCACGGUGGAAUGACAAGGAGGAGGAGCGCACCAAGGGUAAGGGCGAGAUUGGUGUGCAGUACAUUGUCCUCAACAUGGGUGCGGUCAGUAGCAUCGACACGAGCGGGACGAGCAUGCUGGUCGAACUCAGGAAGUCCAUGGACCGGAGGGGAAUGCAGGUUUAUGUCUCAAAAAAUGAGCAACUGUUUACUGGCCGCGAUACUUAUCGACAAUAUCAAAAGGUAUUGGACUUACUGAAACUUAAACAUCCCCUGUUUUUUGCUUCUUUUGGGAGGCUCCUCUAA